GCCCCAGCCCCGCGCUGCCAGCUCUGCCUCAGAAGCAGGUCCCACAGCAGCCGGGCCCGCAAAUCCCUGCCCCCCAGCCCGGUCGGGGUCCCGCAGCAGAGCGCCCAGGGCAAGGGUGCUACCUGCACACGGAGGCCAGCUCCCAAAGCUGCCACUCAGGCCUGCGCCAGCCUUCCUGGGACGCGGGCCAAGGGGUCUGGGCCCUGCGCGUGAACUCUGGCCGCUUGGCCCAGCUCCUGUUUUCUUCUUGCUGACAUCUUGUGACUUUUUAUGGCCCUGGUGGGAAUGGGAAGGAGCCUGCAGGAAGCUGGUGAGGCCGGGGAAACCUGCCUGAGCGGCGGGCGUGGGAGCUCCUGUCUCCGUGGCCUUCCCUCGGCCACCUUGGAUAAAGGAGUCACAGCAGCUGUGUGUUCCCCUGCGUUGGCCUGUCCUCCCUGCAACACCUCCGGCUUAUUGGUGCGCUCAGGUUUUUUCUUCAAGUGCUCACACCAAAUGACAGGAUUAGUGAUAAGAUCACUGUAACACAACAAAAUAUGGUACAUAUGGAUGAAGACCCAAAAAGACUGGACUAAAAUCAUCAAAGCCAACAACUAUGACCUUCUGUGAAGAGCCUGCCUACUUUUUAAUUCAGCAUAUAUACAGCACCAGACAUUGACACAGCAAACACGGGUAACACACUCCUGAACUUGAAGAGCUCGGGAUCCAGUCAAGUCAAGACAGAUGCAGAUAACAGGACCUAAAAGAAGAGCUCAGGAGGCCGGGUGAAGGAAUCUUGGAUGGAGAAAGGAUUGUUACAGGUGUAAUAAUGCUCAGCAUUUGUAUAGCACUUUCAAACUGCUGCCUGGACAUUUACUAAUUGUCUUCACUGCAAUAAUCUCUGUGAAGUAGCAUGUCUCACUGAUGGAGUCUGAAGAGACCAGUGAGGGAGGCCUGGCUUCCCCAGGAACCAGCAGCCCCAGGAAAGAAAGCCCUGAACCUCUGCUAUCCAGAAGGGGACAACAUGCCACCACUGUCACGAUGUGCACUGGGCUUUCUGCCUCUGCCCUCAUUCCCCAGGACCCUGUGAGCCUCCUUUCUGCUGAGGAAGCAGCAGAGAUGUGGGACAAAUCCCCCAACCCUGUGGAAGAAGUACCAGAACCAGAGGAGGGAGAUGUCAGGCACUGGGAAGGGCUCCUGGAGCGGGAGGGAGAUCCUACAGUACUAGAGACGACUCCACUGGAGAAGGAGAAAUGGGUCCAGCCUUUGAACUCUGACCAGGGAAAGUUAGCUCACCCUGAAAGCAGCCAGUAUUCUUCCUCUCCCAACCCAGUUGUGGAGGUGCCAAGCUCUACCCUAGACACCCAUGUUAAAUUUCCUCAGGACCAGGCACAGGCCUGGGCAUCUCUUGAUGCUGUCCCCCAGGUACAGCAUGAGGAAAGCUCUGCGGCAGAAACUGUUUGUGAUCAGAGGGAACCAGCCACCAAACGUUUCCUGGUGUGUAAGACCAUUUCAGAGGGUUGUUACAAGACUGAGCCUUUGCAUGAUGGUAUUAUGAGGAAGCCCCUGAAGCAGACAGAGGCCGUAAGUGGGAUCAGCAAAGAUUCUUUAGCAAGGGCAAAAGAUGUGAUAGGUGAGGACCCUUUUCCUGGGACAGAGACAGUGGGCAGGAUGACACCCAAGCCUUGUAUGGAUAAUGGUGACAAGGGCCAAGAAUUCCAGGGAGGGGAAGAGCCUUCCUCUCCACAUCACCCACCUCCCACUUUCUCGGGGAACAGCCAGGGAAAGACACAGUUGACUGGGGAAAACACAGAAGGAGAGAUGACCCUAUCCCCCUGUGAGAGAGGGAGCAAUUCUUCAAUCUCAGAUCAGGGAGUGGAAAUGGUUUCUAAGCAAAGUCCCUCUGGUCCUAUAGAACCCUGCCCCCCAAAGGAGGAGGAAGACCAUGGUAGAGUAGGAGGCAGCAGCACUGAAUCACCAAGACAAAGCAUCUCCCAAGCAAAGACUGCUGCAGAAAAUAUGGAAGAAGUGGAUGAGUCCCAGCAUGAGGAGCCAGAGCCAGAGCAGGGGGAGACGAAAGAGAAGCCUAAACUGAAGCAGACAGAGCUGGAGGAGCAAAUGCUGAAAGAGGAGCAGCAGCUUGAUAUGGACUUACCAGAACAGGAGUUGGAAAAUGAGGAGGAUGGGGGAUGGAAUAAAGUGGGCCAGGAGCCAGGGGGGGAAACAGUGGAGAUAGAGGCUUCACUGCAAGUAUUGAGUCCAAGGACACAUUCAGUCUCCCAGCCCAAAGUGGAUCUCCACAGUUUGGGAGACAGCAUUUCUUUGGCUGAGGGGAUAGGACCAGCCCUUCCUUCUGAGGAACCUGUCUCCCAAGGGCAGCCCCUGGGUGAGGGUAUAUUGCCAAAGGCCUGUGCACAAGCCCAGCCACCUGAAGAGGUGAUGUCUGGCUAUCUGAGCCCCAUGAGCAAGAGUCCCCUGACACAUUCCCACACCUGCCACAUCUCUGAGCAACUGGAAGGCCUAGGGAUCUCUGGCACUUCUAGCUGCAUUUCUAUUAGCAGCCAAGACCAUGGAGAAACCACUCAGGAUGACAGAACCAGAACCAGCAACAGCAAAGACUGUCACUGCAAUGGAGACAGGCCAGAUCAGAGCUUUGCUGAUGGAGGAGAUAUGCCCUUCAGUGGAGAAGCAAUAUUCUCCAGAGGUGCAGAGAAUCUGGACUCUCCCAGGCCCAUGCAUCUUUUUUCUGAUGCUAAAAAGGUAGAGUCACCUGGCCCUACAGAUCCCCAUCUUGUUGCAGAAAGCCCAGAGAUUCCCGGACAUCAGGAUCUCACUCCAGCCUCACCCUCAGAUCUCAGCUUGGCAGCAGCAUCCACUGAUCUAACUCAGGAGGAUGGUGAGAAAAGAGCUGACCAAACUGAGCAGGAGAUGACUAAGCAGGCUUCCUGUCCACUGGACACGGUGCCUGGUGAAGGAGCCCCAGCAUCUGCCAGCACAGUAGAUGCCCAGACUCCCCAGAGGCUGGUUACCUCUGACAAAGCCCUUCAUGAAGAGCCUGGCACCCAACCUUCCUUCUCCGUGGUUUCCAGAAAUCCCCCCUCUGGGCAGAGCCCGACCAAGGAUGGCAAGUGCACAGAACCCACCCCUUCCCCUGCAGAUUUGGUGCCCCUGGAAUCACCCCAAACACUAGAUGGGGCUCCUGCACCAUUGACCUAUCAAGAAAACCUCCAGCAGCACCAAAAGUCACACUCCAGAAGCUUUGUUUUCCAGGGAAAGGAAACAGGAGCAAACAUGGAUCAUGCAGUACAACAUAGCCCUUCACUAGAUCAGUCUCAUUUGAGCCCAGACUUGGAAGAGGCUAUAUCCAGGACCCUCGAGGCCCCAAACACUGUCUUCCAGCCCUCUGAAGAAACAGUGGUCUUUGCCAUGGACCAGCAAGGACAGCCACCAUCUCCAGUGCAUGACACCAGCCUUCCCCUAGCUCCUGACCCUGAUGUUACCCCACUUCCCCAGCCUCCAUCCCAUGUGACUGACUCUACCCAGUCCUCAGCCCUUGAGUCUGAUACCAGCCCCCCCGCCCUUAUACUUGACACUGACCCACCGUUGCUUCCCAUACCCAGGUCCAAUCCAUCUCUAGCCUAUACACCAGACUGUGACCACUUACCAGGCACUGCUCCCAGUGCCAGUCACCCCACACAAACUGUAGUCUCUGUGCCUGAGAACGACAACCUUGCUUUGGCCUCUGACUCCAACAGAGAUGGAGUGGAGAAGCAGCCCCUCAUGACCAAGAAAGAGGAGAUGAUGAAGCUCCAUCAAGAUUUCAGGGACUCAGAGACACAGGAUGUGGGGACCACCAGUGACUUGCAGGCAAGCCUGUUGGCUAGGAACUCAGAUUUUCCAGUGUGUGGAAAUGAGGUCUCAGAGGUCUGCUCUGAUGACAGCCGUGCAGCUAUGGAGAUGCACGAUGGAAAAUCCCCCCCAGACUGUCCCCCCAGGGCCUUGCCGAGAGCCCAGAGAACACCUACAGACUCUUUGCCCAGAAAUUUGGUACAGCCACUUCCAGCCCUAGCAUUCACCAACCCAAUCCAUUUUCUCCAGUUCAGCCCUCCAUCUCCACCAACCAUCAGGAUCCUGUACCGACAAAAACCGGUCAUGGAGGAGCCAUUGUGGGACCAACAGCUGGCUAGCACCAUUGGAGAAGAUACCAGGAGCACUCCCACCCCUGUUGCCAUUAUGAAGACAGCAGAGGGUAUGAGGCCAUGCAGACAUAAGCUGGUCGGUCAGGGAGAGCUGCUCCCCUCGCUGGCCCAGCAGGCAGAGGAAGUAACUAGGCACAUGCCCUUGGAAAAGUCAUCGAGUUGUCCAGAAAAAAAAGUCAUCAGGGUAGAGGUACCAGAGCAGAAAACCCUGGUUAAACUCCGAGCAAAAAGCAAAGAUUGGCACCGGCAGGGCCUGAAGCGGGUCUCGGAAUUGCCAGACAGCUUGCACCAUGAGGAGGAAGCACACAGAGUCCAGCCAGUCAGCUCAGAAACCGUUCUGUUCCGGGAGAAGAAACCCAUAGACACAAGGGAACAGUUCAGGCACCGACAUUCAAAACUAAUCAACUCCUCAAGAUUACUCUACCAGGAGUACAGUGACGUGGCUCUGAACAAAGCAAUUCAGAGCCAGAAGAGAGCUGAUUCUUUGGCAGAGGACAUAGAACUGAGCUCUCCCAACUCCCCAAGGUUACGGAGGAAAGUGCUCUCUCCACAGGACUCGUAUCUGCAGCGCCUCUCUGUUUCGUCCAAUGCAUCUCUCUGGCAGGACAUCCCCAUGGUCCGAGGGAGCAGGAUGCUAAUGAACAUGUCCCGUGAAGAUCAGAAGCUACAAGAGGCCAAGUUUGAGUUGAUCAUGUCUGAGGCCUCAUACCUUCGCAGUUUAAAUGUGGCAGUGGAUCACUUCCAACGAUCACCUGAGCUCCAGGCAGUCCUUUCCAAUCAAGAGCGCCAGUGGCUUUUCUCUCGCCUCCAGGAUGUGCGUGACGUUAGUGCCAGUUUCCUUUUUGACCUGGAGGAGAAGUUCGAGGAGGACAUGUUCACCUUCCAUGUGUGUGAUGUGGCCCUGAGGCACGCCCUGGAGUUUCGCCGGGUGUAUCUGCCCUACGUGACAAAUCAGACUUAUCAGGAGCAGACCUUCCGGAGGCUUCUGAAUGGAAAUACAGGGUUCCAGCAAGUCCUGGAGAGACUGGAGAGUGACCCAGUGUGCCAGCGCCUCUCCCUCAAAUCCUUCCUCAUCCUCCCCUUCCAACGCAUCACCCGGCUCAAGCUCCUCCUGCAGAAUAUAUUGAAGAGAACACGGCUUGGCUCUGAGGAAGAGGUGCAGGCCACACAGGCUUAUGAUGCACUUGAGAAGCUCAUCAAGGACUGCAAUGAGAAUGUCCAGCGCAUGAAGAGCACGGAGGAGCUGAUCUACCUCAGUCAGAAGAUCGAGUUUGAGUGCAAGAUUUUCCCAUUGAUCUCACAGUCGAGAAGACUGGUGAAAUGCGGGGAGCUGAUGGCACUGGAUUUCAACAGCCUGAGUCCAAAGUGGAAAGUCACCACACGCCCUAUAUACCUGCACCUCUUCAAUGACUGCCUGCUCCUGUCUCGUCCCAAGGAGGGCGGGCGCUUUGUGGUGUUUGACCAUGCUGCAUUCUCAGAUGUGCGCGGGGAGAAGUGCGAGGUGAAGCUGCAUGGAGCAAACAAGAAUGUCUUCCGUCUCUUCCUGCUUCAGAACAACCAGGGGAAGAGAGUGGAAUUCCUCUUCCGCACGGAGACACACAGUGAGAAGCUGCGGUGGAUCUCUGUCCUGGCUCCACCACGAGGAGAACCUGAUCUCUUAGAAAGCCCAGAUGCACCCCAGGUUCAAUGCCUAAGGGCAUACAAAGCCAGGGAGAAUGAUGAGCUGUCUCUAGAGAAAGCCGAUAUCAUCAUGCUUAUGCAGAACAGCAACGACGGUUGGAUGGAAGGAAUAAGACUUUCAGAUGGAGAGAGAGGCUGGUUCCCCUCAGACUAUGUGGAGGGGAUAUCCAGCAAACAUGUGCGGCAGAAGAACCUGAAAGAGGAACAGCGUGUGAAGAAUGCCAAGCAGCAGGUCUUCUGCAAGAAAUAAGUCUCCUUUUCCCAUACAGACCCCUACCAUCUCUAUCGCACGGAGAAGCCAUGUUUCCUUAGUACGCUUCAGAACACGUGCACUUUUGCCAAGAUUGAAAGUCAGCAUUAGUUGCAUCAAAGUGCUAUUACCAAAGAAAGAAGGAACUCUUGUGAGGAGAAAAAAUAUAUAUACAUAAAGAUCGCUUCCUUUGGGUCAUCAGGACUACAGAAGCAGUAGAAGAGGGGGAGGGGAAAGGCUGCACAUAUUGCUUAUGUUGUGCCAAGAUGAACUGUAAUCAAAGAAACAGAGGACUGCCUGAGUCAGGACUCCUGGGAACCUAUUCCCAGCAUUGCUACUGACAAGAGGCAUGACCUUAGGCAAGUCAUUUGAGAACUCUGCCUCAGUUUCCCCAUCUGUAAAAUGGGGUCAAUACUUACCUACCUCACUGGAGUUUGUGAGGCUAAAUUCAUUAGUAUUUGCAAAGCAUUUUGGAGUUCCUGAAAAGUAAGGCAAUAUAGAAGUGCAAAGCACACUGUAUUUAAGGGUUGGGAAAAGCUUUACAUUUUCACCCUCUUUCAGGUGCUUUUAGAUAGUCUUGAUUCCCACAUGAUGCUACCCACUUUGAACAAUUCAUCUACGUAAUGGGUGAAAUUUUCUACUGAUGUAAGUAAGUAGGUGCUGUUCUGUUGGCUUGAAACAUGUUCUGUGCACUUGUGCCAGUAAGUUUCAUUGGCUUGUCAUUUGCUGGGUUUUUUUCUGGCCAGCAAGAGGGAGAAUUGUUUCCCCUCUGAUCAGUAUUGUUGCCUUCUUUUUGGUGAGAUGCUUUUCUUUAGUGAAACUGUUCCAAAAUGACAAGAGAGUUCUGGCUGCUUUACUGAAGAUUUCUUGAAGAAGUCUCACUUGCAGGAAGUGCUGACCACCCACCUUCAGAAAGUGAAUCCCUUUAAGGCAUCUCAAGUUGGACCAAUGGGUCACUCAAACACUAGUCUUUUUUUUUGGUUUUGGUUUAGUUUUAACUCCUUGGCGAAGGCUUUGUUUUUAGGUAUUGGUACGUGCCCUGCACAAAAUGACCAAGGUUAAGGGAAGUGGAACUGCAUUGCACAUACAUAACCUAUGAUAGCCGAUGCGGUACUCCAUGCAACAUUUUGCACAAUUCAUAAGACACAUGGAAGUAGUCAGCCACCACAGAUUUUCAAAACUGCACUUUGUUGAGGUUUUAUUCUUGUACAGACUCAUCUGGUUCCAAGUACAAGUUUGUGUGCUGUUCUGCUUUUCUGCAUAUUCUGUUUGUGGGUAAACACUGCUUCAACUAUUUUUGCUUCUCUGUUAAACAAGAGGAAGGGGGUUUUGCAUUUAAUUAUGUUAAUGCAAGAUCAAGAUUGAGAAUUUAAACACACCAAAGACAGAAAGCAAUACAUGCUUCCUAAUGCAUUCUAAUAUAUUUAGAGAGUAAUCUACCUUGCUGUUUCUGGCUCUUGGUUUUUUGUAGUGCCCUUUCUGCCUUUAAAGAUCCUGCUUAUAAUGUACCAGACACAGCUUGUUCUGACCUGUGUCAGUUGUUUAAGCAGGAUUUAAAGAGAGACAGAAAAAAUACUUAAGAUGCUUUUUAGUCUUAAUAAACUCGUGCACUUCUCUCAUUAAUAUAUACAAUGUUUACUCUUAUUUUUCCCUAGUUUUUCUGUGCCUGUAAUAAUUGCCAACACCUGAACUUUCCCCUCACAAAAACUGAUUUUUUAUGCAAAAGUUGAUUCACUGGAGUGUGUUGUAACAGUCAAGAUUGAGGAUAAAAGUUCCUUUGCUUCUUAAAGUCCUAUGUCCUGGUUGAUGUAGAACACAGAAUCAUAGUAAAAUAAGGCUGUAAGGGGCCUCAAAGUCAUUCAGUCAAACCUUCUGCUCAAAGGAAAGUUAUCCCCACCUAAACCAUUCCAGUCAAGUCUAACCUACUCUUAAAGUUUCCAAGAAUAGGGAGUCUAGGUAAUCUAUUCCAGUGUAUAACCACCCAUAUAAUAAGAAAGUUCACCCUAUAUUUCCCU
This is a messenger RNA of Alligator sinensis (Chinese alligator), 8120 nucleotides long. RefSeq names its product Rho guanine nucleotide exchange factor 5 (gene ARHGEF5). Gene Ontology annotation, molecular function: guanyl-nucleotide exchange factor activity; protein binding. The coding region runs from base 901 to 6105 and encodes 1734 amino acids. Lineage: Eukaryota; Metazoa; Chordata; Crocodylia; Alligatoridae. Gene Ontology annotation, biological process: intracellular signal transduction; activation of GTPase activity. The record is from RefSeq and is a predicted model, not a curated record. The transcript is spliced from 16 exons. Gene Ontology annotation, cellular component: nucleus; cytoplasm.